Molecule: messenger RNA, 818 nt
Organism: Apodemus sylvaticus (European woodmouse)
Lineage: Eukaryota; Metazoa; Chordata; Mammalia; Rodentia; Muridae
Gene: Uts2b
Product: urotensin 2B
Exons: 5
Coding region: 1-342 (113 amino acids)
Biological process (GO): regulation of blood pressure; blood vessel diameter maintenance
Cellular component (GO): extracellular region
Molecular function (GO): hormone activity
Source: RefSeq, a predicted model, not a curated record
AUGAAGGUCUUUCCAUCCUCUCUCUGUAUUGGACUCCUGGCUUUGUUGUCUGUGAUGAACCUUUUAAAAUCUGUGGGUGGAUGGCCACAUCUGAGCUCAGGACAUGAGUUGUUUCCAGCUAAAGAACAUACAAGUCAGGAGAAGUUGACCCAAAAUCCUGGUCUCCAGAGGCCCUCCCAUGCUGGUAUAGAUUUGCCCAGCAAACUGGAAAACCUUAGACAGCUAAAGAAGCUGAGAGAAUGGUUUAUGGGAGGAAAGAACACUGACCUGUCCAAUGCUUUAGAAAAUCUAUCUUCUUCCCACCCUAAUAAACGAGCUUGCUUUUGGAAAUACUGUGUCUGAGACAUUUCUGAAUAUACAGAAGAAAAUAAAGCUUGAAAAAUUACAUAUAUACUUACAUGUAAUUUACAUAUGCAUAAUAUGCGUGUAUAUAUAAUAUACAUAUUAAAGUUUACUUCUGUUUCUAACAUUAAGAAACUGCACCCUGUUCUGCACAUAAUUUUCCCCACUUUGUGAACUGCUUCUCCCUGGGUUAUGGCUUGCUUAAUGCUUAUUUGGUGAACAAUUGCACGAACUGCACUCUGGAAUGGAACUGUCCAUCAAAAUAGCUUUAGUGCUAAAACUGGGGGGAUUGAGCUGUACUAUGCCUCCUUGAAGUCCAUUGCUCUCUCACAAUGUUCUGUUGUUGGCUGUCAAUAAAAAUUAUUUUAAAAGGCAUCUUAGAAAGUUAAAAUAAAUCACAGUGUUUCAACUCGUGGGAACUAUGCAUUAUGCGUUUUUCUCAUUUCUAUGGUUGUACUUUUCUGUAUUAAUUAGGA